This is a messenger RNA of Symbiodinium natans, 2454 nucleotides long. NCBI's taxonomy places the organism in Eukaryota, Dinophyceae, Suessiales, Symbiodiniaceae. The record is from the annotation of a GenBank genome assembly.
AUGACUGCUGGGAUGAAGGACAUGCCCAUCGAGCCUGCCAGCGGCAUCGACCCAGACUGGGCAGCCCAGUUCCCGCUCGCCACGAAGGGCCGGCAUGUGGUCAAUCAACAAGGAAGGCGCUUCCACCUCAGAGGCAUCAACUGGUACGGCGCGAGUGACCACAAUCACGUGGUGGGAGGCUUGAAUAUUCAGAGCUUGGAGACCAUAUGCAAGACAGUGCAGUCUCUGGGCUUCACCGCUGUGCGGCUGCCCUUCUCCAACGAGAUGUUGAGAAGCAGCGUCCGUGACGGCAGCAUCGACUUCAGCAAGAAUCCCCAGCUCAAAGGGCUCACGGCUCUGGAGGUUCUGGAUGAAGUGAUGCACUGUUUGGCCCGACACCGGGUGGUUUCCAUUCUGAACAACCACACGACCCACGGCGAGUGGUGCGGGGGCCCAGACCGCAAUGGGCUGUGGUUCGACCCGAGCAGCAGCUUCUACACGGAGGAGCAGUGGCUACAAGACUGGACCAUGCUGGGGAGACGAUAUCGGCACUGCAGCUACGUUGUCGGCUUCGACUUGCGCAACGAGGUCCGGUUCUGCCCCUGGCCCUUCCGAUACCCCAUCUGGUUGGGAACUGGUCCAAGGAUCCUGCGACAACUUCUUCGCUGGCUGGGCUUCCAUGACUGGGCCGACGCGGCACAGCGCUGCGCACGACAGCUUCUUCAGGCCUGCCCAGACAAGCUCCUGGUUGUGGAGCGCCGGAUUUGGCCCAUGAGGGGACUUCGCAGCUAUGAGACAUCUCUCUUACCAGAGCUCCAAAACCGCUUGGUUCUCGGCGUCCAUCACUACAGCUGGAACGGUCCCGGGCGCUACUUGCCGUUCGCACAUUUGAGAAGGGAAGGCUGGCAGCUCGUUUCCAGGAAUCUGUUGAGAUUUAUGCGGAUCUUCUCCCAUAAGAACUACGGCGAGAUGUCGGACAGCGAGCUUUCCGGGGUGCUGUCCGAGCAGUGGGGCUGGCUCCUGGAGCGUGACGUCUGCCCCGUGUGGGUCAGCGAGUUCGGCACGGGGCCCGCGCCGGGGUUUGACCUGGACUGGUUCCAGCGCUUCGUGGGGAUUCUCGGCCGUUUCGAGGUGGACUUCGCUUAUUGGCCCUUGAAUGUAGGCGCGAAGCCUGGUGGUGGCGGAGAUGAGGGUUACGGCAUGCUGUCGAAAGACUGGACCCCAAAGCCGGAAGGAGACAUCCGGCUGAAUUUGCUGCUCGUACGGAAUACUGUUGCCGGCAGGCGCCCUCGUGUGCUGACAGGUGCCGAGGCGGCACUCGAGGACUUUUGGCAGACGCACCUGACUGCGGAUGCAAUGGCCAAUACCAUGCGCCAAGCCACUUCCGACACCUUCCAGCUGCUGCUUACAGCGUUGUGGCUCUACACUCGCGAGGCCUGGCUUCGGCACCUCCUGGAUGCCCUGGCCGCGGCGGUGUACGGAGCGCACGGCACCCGCGUGAGUGAGGGCAACCGUGGUGCCACGGGUGCCGCACCCGAGUGGCCCCUUGGACUCCCAGCCGACUUCGCCCCUGUGGCGCCCUUUGUGGAGUCCCUCGCGCCGUGCAUGCAGCUCGUGCAGGCGGCCCUCCUGUGGUUUGAGGAGGCCAACAUCCGGCACACAGCUGUGACGUACCGACCUCUGCAACUUCCAAUGCUCGGGCUGCAGAAGCUGGUCGACCGGUACGUUGCUGCACGGAAAUCGGGCGAACCUGUGCAGGAAACCGGUCGGCUGGACCUCGGCUACUGGCUCUCCUUGGGUGGCGGAUCCUUCUUCAGCUCUCUGUCUUCUCGCAGCAUGGCCAUCUCCCGACUGGCGAAGACUCGUUGCAAUGUGCUGGUGAUCAUCAGGCCUGAUGAGACAUCACCAAGCUAUCCCAAGCAUAUGUCGCUGCGAGGAAGCAACGUGGACGACUCCAUCUUCUCCCUGGACACCCUUUUCCGGAUCGGGCGCAUCACCCGCACCGUGAGCUCUGAGCUGGACGUGGACGGCUCCGCACACUUCGCCGGGCCUCGGGCGCGGUGGCCGGUGAUCAUCAUCGAGGUCUACUCUGUUAGCUGCUUCACGGAGGUCAUGGAGCUGCUGCAGAGCCGGCAGCAGCUGCACCCCGGGGAGCUCGCGGCAAAGCUUGAGGAAUGGGUGGUUUCAGCUCCGCCCGACAGGGAAGCCGACCGGCGACUGGCCGCCGGGCAAGUCCUGCAGAAGGCGGCUGCUGACAUGAAAGGCAAUGGCAUCCUGAAGGCAAAGUCUGCCGAGGUGGACACCUUCAUGCAGAAGUCCCGGCAGAUGCUCUCCAAAGCGGCAGAGACUGCCAUUGCCGCGGGCCAGCUUGAGACUGCGACCGAGGCGCUGCUGGCAAAAGCCCGCAUUCCCGGGAGCAACAAGGAGAAGGACUGCAUGCAGGCUGCCGCAGUUCACAGGGCUGAAGUAGCUUGA